Messenger RNA from Opisthorchis viverrini, 1635 nucleotides. RefSeq lists its product as hypothetical. The record is from RefSeq and is a predicted model, not a curated record. Gene Ontology annotation, cellular component: cytoplasm. NCBI's taxonomy places the organism in Eukaryota, Metazoa, Platyhelminthes, Trematoda, Opisthorchiida, Opisthorchiidae. Gene Ontology annotation, molecular function: RNA binding. The transcript is spliced from 4 exons. The coding region runs from base 1 to 1635 and encodes 544 amino acids.
AUGCGUCCUGUUGGUGAUUCUAAGGCUGAUCAGGACAAGAAAUUGUUUGUCGGUGGCUUGAAUCCUAAGACUAAUGAAGAAUCACUACGGUCUUAUUAUAGUCAAUGGGGUGAAAUUACAGAUGUUGUCGUUAUGAAGGAUCCUCGCUCCAAUAAAUCCCGUGGCUUUGGUUUCGUCACUUUUAAAGAAGCUGCCUCUGUAGAUAAAGCCCAGGCCAACCGCCCUCACAAACUAGAUGGCAAAGAAGUAGACUCUAAGCGCGCCAUGCCUAGAGAAGAAACUAGUCCGGAAGUGCAUGCUGCUGUGAAGAAGAUAUUUGUCGGUGGCCUCAAGAAGGACGUAACUAAUGACGACCUGGCUGAGUAUUUCGGACAGUAUGGAACAGUUACCGAUGCCCAGAUUGUAAUGGCUAAAGAUACCAACACGUCUCGGGGAUUUGCAUUUGUAACCUUCGAUGACACCGAUAGCGUCGAUAAAGUGAUACUUGCUCGUCCCCAUACCAUUAAUGGUCACAAAGCUGAUGUCCGUAAAGCCCUUAGCCGCGAGGAAAUGAACAAGGUUCGUUCAAAGCCACCUCCGGCUCGUGUGGAAUAUAGUCAAGGAUGGAAUGAUACUCAAAACAUGGGAUACCAGCAGUCUUGGGACCAGGGCUAUAGCCAGCCCUACGGUCAACAAAGUCAGCAGUAUCAGUACAAUAACGCUGGAUACGGUUACGGUGGUUAUGAUAACAGUGGUGCUAGCAAUUGGCCUGGUGUAGCCGACGGUUUUGGAAAUUAUCAGCAACAGGCGUAUGGCGGCGGCCCUAUGCGGGCAUCCCCUGCCGCAGCCCAGUAUACUCGCCCUACUCCAUAUGCCGGAACACGCGCUCGUCCGGAUUCGCUUCUCUCUAUGUUUUCCGGGGCCGCGUAUGGUGCGCGGGCAAAUCGCCUAGCAAUUGAAAGAGAGACAGAUGGGAAUUGCGCCUGUGGUACGGCACCACCAGGUGCGCGCAAGCACUUGAUAUCAGAUCGAACGGUGGCACUGCUUAAAUCUCGGAGAACUAUCCUAGCCAGUCCCGAACAUGACCUGGUGCGACGAAUUAUCAAACGUCCAGUGAAAAGGAGCGUGCGAGCCGACCAUGAAGUAUGGUGGACACAGAAAGCCAAAGAAAUGGAAGAGGCCCCGGAAGCCGGUAAUGCCCGAAGAUUAUUUCAGUUGAUCAAUGCGACCGGUCCCCGGAAACGACCUGUGAGCGAAACCAUCAAGGAUCGGAAAGGAAUGGUCAUCUUAAAUAAAGAGGGACGCCUCGACCGCUGUUCGACAAUCGUCUCAGAACCUUCGCUCAUGCGGGUUGGUGUCGGCGAAUCCAUAUUAAUACAAUUAGACAGCGCGUCUUCGGUUGUGCGACGGGUACUCCCUUUGAAGAAUGUGUCCAGCACCGGAAACUGCGUUGGUUUGCCGAAGAGGGUACUAUUUUCCGUGCCCAAUUCAGAGUGGCGUAAACAUAGAGGUUACCAACCCUUGACUUGGCAGAGGCGUAUGAAGGAUGUCGCAAAACGCUCGGGUGUUGUCGGUGCUACUUGCCUUCCAGGAUGGCGACCGCGUGAUCCACACUCUGCCUGGUUGGAGACACUACAAGAUAUGGCCGCCAGCUGA